GGGAGCGCCCCGCUUCAGCCCGCAACACAGCCAUGGCCUCAGCGCACUCGCGGAAAGUGCCGCAGUGGCAGGUCCUGUUGCUCCCGCUUCUGGCGCUGGCCUUGGGAGACCUAUCGCUGAGGUGUUCCGCCGCCUUCUCGAACCUGCUGAACGUGCGCGUGCCCAAGGGGCUUCUGAAGCUGAGGGAUGGGAGGUGCGCUUGUGGCAGGGUGCGAUAUCCCUGCUUCGGCUUUCAGGGCGACAAGAAGCCCUCCUGCUGCGCCAAAUGCAAGGCGGAGGGCAUGGUCAACAUCAGGCAUCGGAGGUGUACCUGUGGAGAAGCACAGCCAUGUUUUGGGUUUCCAGAAGAUGCGCGGCCUUUGUGUUGUGCCAAAUGCAAAUUGGAGGGUAUGGUGGACAUCAAAAACCCGAGAUGCAACUGUGGUAGGGCAAAACCUUCGUUCGGAAUGCCAGAGGAUGCGCGGCCUUCUUGCUGUGCCAAGUGCAGGUUGGAAGGCAUGAUAAACAUGCGCAAUCCAAGAUGCAAGUGUGGGAAAGCACGGCCUUCUUUCGGGAUGCCUGAAGAUGCACGGCCCUCCUGCUGCGUCCAGUGCAAACUUGAGGGCAUGAUCGACAUGACAAAUCGCAGAUGUAACUGUGGUAGAGCACGGCCAUAUUUUGGGAUGCCAGAUGAUGCACGGCCUUCUUGCUGUGCCAAGUGCAAAUUGGAGGGCAUGGUUGACAUUAGAAGCCGCAGAUGCAACUGCGGCAAAGCAGUUCCUUCUUUCGGGAUGCCGGAUGAUGCACGUGCCUCCUACUGCUCCAAGUGCAAGUUAGAGGGCAUGAUCGACAUCAAAAACACGAGAUGCAACUGUGGUAAAGCAAAGCCUUCUUUCGGGAUGCCAGAGGAUGUGCGGCCCUCCUGCUGUGCCAGGUGCAAGCAGGAGGGCAUGAUUAACAUCAAGAUACGAAGGUGCAAGUGUGGCAGAGCAAAGCCUUCUUUUGGAAUGCUUCGGGAUGCUGGUCCCUCUUGCUGUGCCAAGUGCAAGUUGGUGGGCAUGGUUGACAUGACAAGUCGCCGAUGCAAUUGUGGUAGAGCAGUUGCUUCUUUUGGGAUGCCAGAGGAUGCACGACCCUCUUGCUGCGCCGAGUGCAAGCUGGAGAACAUGAUUGACAUCAGAAGUAUCAGAUGUAAUUGUGGCAGAGCAAAGCCGUCUUUCGGAAUGCCAGGGAACACCUGGCCCUCCUGCUGUGUCAAGUGCAAGUUGGAUGGCAUGGUCAGAAUAAGAACUAGCAAGUGCAACUGUGGCAAAGCAAGGCCACGUUUUGGGAUGCCAGGGGAUGCACGUCCUUCUUGCUGCGCCCAGUGCAAAAUGGAGGGCAUGGUCGACAUCAUAAGUCGAAGGUGUAAGUGUGGCAAAGCAAGCCCGUCUUUUGGGAUGCUAGGGGACGCGCGGCCUUCUUGCUGCGCCGAGUGCAAGUUGGAAGGCAUGGUCGACAUACAUCAUCGAAGAUGCAAAUGUGGCAGAGCACGACCUUCGUUUGGGAUGCCAGAGGACGCACGGGCCUCCUGCUGCGCCAACUGCAAGUCAGAGGGCAUGGUUGCCAUCAGAAAGCGAUGAUGAUCUGCUGAGCCAUGCGGAUUCCAGAAAAUGUGCGAUCCUUGUGCUGUGCCACGUGCACGUUGUAGGCCCUGAUCAACAUCCGAGAUCUGAACUUACGAUUAUGGCUUCUGUGAACAUGUCUGAAGCGGACUGGACCACAUCUUCGAACUUGUCGCACCGCAGCCACUGGCGAACGGCUGCGGCUUCUCAACGAGCUGUCCGCGCUUCGUUUGGGUGCCGGGCCACUUGGCCGGACUUGGGGGCUCGGAGCGUGCCGGGGCGACGCCCCUCAUCCCUCACCACACCCGAGUGGGGAGCAAACGGAAUGAAGUGAGCGCUGCAGCUAAGAAGACAUUUGGUAAAGGA
Effrenium voratum is the source of this 1949-nucleotide messenger RNA. Lineage: Eukaryota; Dinophyceae; Suessiales; Symbiodiniaceae. The record is from the annotation of a GenBank genome assembly.